AUGGACCCGGCCAGCCUUCAAGAGAUGCUCCAGAAAAACUACGAGGCUCAGCAACAACAGAUUGCCUCCCAGAACGAGUUGAUCAAACAAAUGCAGCAGCAGGCUGCCACUCGAGAAAAGGCGUAUGAAGAUCUUCUCAACAAGUUCCAAGAAGUAGGUGUCAAGAACGCUACUGCAGAAAGCUCGCCUUCUAGCAACAAGCAGAGGUCAAAGCCAAGAGCUUCAACAGGGUCAAUCCCAAACAAGCCGACUUCAAGCUCUUUGAAGCCUUCAAAGUCAAACCGGACUCCCAGUAAAAUGGCCCAUUCAUCCACACCUCCGAGAAGAUCAUCGACACCCAAGACCCCUAAAACAUCAACCUCUCGCGUUCGAACAUCUGGGCCACCAAAACCUUCACCCAAACAACAUCCCGACCAAUUGAAAAUGAGUGAAACACCCAAAGGAUACGAACCAACAAAGAAUUGUUUUUAUGUCUUUAUUCGGAUCAUCUGGGGGUUGACCUCGUCAUCCGCUGUACCGAAGCCUCCAAAUCCCGAAAUGCUCACCGAAUUCAACGCUCGAUUCUCAGAGUCUGCCGAGAUUGAAGCAGUAUUGGAUAGCACAUCAGCCAAAGACCUUGUCGAUCAACGCGAAGUGAAAGUACCAAAAGCCGAACGUGUGAACAUUGGUAGUGGUAGAAUUGUCAACAUCAAGGAAUUCUUUGUACUCUAUACCAAAGCAAUGUUUGCUAAACUCGGCAUACGUGAAUGGUGUCCGGAUCUUGACAGUAGUGAGGAUACCCUCUGGAACGAUGCCUGCCGUAUCAGUGCUCUUCGAAUCUUUUGUCAAUGGGUUGCUGACGAUGCCUUUGCAUACAUGAAUAUCAACAAGGGUUUCACCAACAACAUACUUCUGCUCGAAAAGACCUACAAUCACUAUGUUCAUUACUGGUAUGGUCUGAAGUAUAAGCGAGAGGCGAAGGAAGAAGGAAAGAAUUUGAAGGAUGAUGAGAGGAGGAAUGUCCUAGCACGUCGCCGACGAGAAGCUGAGGCUCAUAGCGAUGAUGAGUGGUCAACCACGUUGAAUGCUUACAUUGUCAAAACGCCAGUCUUUCGAUCAGUCAAAGCUGGAAUUUUCAUACGAAGGCUGGACCAACAUAUGAAGCAGUCAGCAGACCUGGAUCCCCGGAAAACAGCUAGACCACGUCAGCGUGUCCGACCUCGACCAGCUAGACAAUCAAUCUUUACCAAAGCUCCAAAAGGACUCCCACUGGAUUUCUAUGAUGCCGAUUGGUUCAACAACUCGCUUUCAGUGGCACAACGACUCGACAUUGCUGAUUGUGACAGUGUGGCAUUUCUUCCUAACCCGGAGCUCUCCCUUCUAGGUAAAACUCACCCAGACGAGAGAAAAAACGAUAGGUGGUUCAAUGAAAAAUACUGGGCUGAAUCUACUAAGGAGUAUAACUUGGAUCAUUUCAUUGAUCAGGAACCAGAUGAAGAUGGCGAUUCCGAGUCUGGCAAUUCAACUGAGCGGGAAGGCAGUAUUGAGUUAGAAGAGAGUGAUGGUGAAGACAAUGAGGAUGCAGAGGAGGAAGAGGAUGAGUAUGAGGACUUUGAUAUUGGUAAGGGUUCUAAGGGUCCUAAGUGUUCGGGGAAAAACAAAGAUAUUGACGAAGAGGGUGAAUUUGAAGAAGACGAUGCUUUUGAAGAUACUGGAAAGGGAAAGGGCAAGGGCCCAUUGUUUGUGGAUGAUCUUGAGAUGGAAGAUGAUGGUGAGGAGGAGGCUCGAGCGGCCAGAUUUGAUUCAUGGAAGAAGGCUUGA
Messenger RNA from Melampsora larici-populina 98AG31, 1800 nucleotides. RefSeq lists its product as uncharacterized. NCBI's taxonomy places the organism in Eukaryota, Fungi, Basidiomycota, Pucciniomycetes, Pucciniales, Melampsoraceae. The transcript has 3 exons. The coding region runs from base 1 to 1800 and encodes 599 amino acids. The record is from RefSeq and is a predicted model, not a curated record.